Molecule: messenger RNA, 1178 nt
Organism: Mercurialis annua (annual mercury)
Lineage: Eukaryota; Viridiplantae; Streptophyta; Magnoliopsida; Malpighiales; Euphorbiaceae
Product: E3 ubiquitin-protein ligase RMA3-like
Exons: 2
Coding region: 150-935 (261 amino acids)
Biological process (GO): ubiquitin-dependent protein catabolic process
Cellular component (GO): endoplasmic reticulum
Molecular function (GO): ubiquitin protein ligase activity; ubiquitin-like protein conjugating enzyme binding; metal ion binding
Source: RefSeq, a predicted model, not a curated record
GCUUUUUUUUUUGUUAUAUCUUUACUAAUUAUCUCAUAUUAAUUUAUCUCUAUAUAUUCACAAAAUCUUUCGAAAAACCCAUUCAAAAUUCAACAACUGGGUUGGUAAGUUCGAUUCGUCCGCUAUUGUUUAACCCAGAAAUUUUUGCUAUGGAAACAGGAUUUUUCGAGCAUGACCAGCGUUUUCAAUCGGAAGAUGCUGUUACAGUGAAGAAUAAUUGGAAAUCUAUCCCUGCCCCGACGACAGGCAUUUCUGAUGAUGAUGGCGAUGAUUGUUUCAGUUGCAACAUAUGCUUAGACUCGCCAUAUGACCCUGUCGUUACAAUCUGUGGUCAUCUGUAUUGCUGGCCGUGUAUUUAUAAAUGGCUGCAAGUUAAAAGUAAUUCUUCGGAUGCUGAGGUGCAGCAGCAGACGAGUUGCCCUGUUUGCAAAGCUAGCAUUUCUUCUAGCUCACUGGUUCCGCUUUAUGGUCGUGGUACUUCCGGAAGUGCUCCAGAAACGAGUAAAGCCUUUCUGGAUGCAGUCAUACCUCGCAGGCCAACUCCUUCGUUGAAUACAUCCGUUUCUAAUACUUCACAUCAGAACUUUUUCCAUUCACAGGCACAACGGCAGUCAUUUCAUCACCAGCGAGUACUCCCCGAUCCUUACAGGGAUUAUGGGAGCAUGGCCUCAUCCAAUCUUGGUGGUGCAGCAAUGGCACAAAUUUUCAAUCCUGUGAUUGGAAUGUUCGGGGAGCUGAUAUUCGCGAGAACUCUUGGGACGUCGAACACAAGUUUGUUUGCUUAUUCUUACCCAAACUCUAAUGAUAUUACGAGUAGCUAUAGUAACAAUAAUAAUCCUAGGAUGAGAAGGCAAGAGUUGCAGCUUGAGAAGUCCCUGAAUAGAGUGACCAUCUUCUUUUUUUGUUGCAUCAUUUUGUGCCUUCUCUUGUUUUGAUUGAAUGAUUUUUUCGGUUUGUGUAAAAUGGCAAAGAUGAAUCAAUGAACAUACCCAUCGGGACAUAGAUAUUGUUACCAAUUCUUCUGCAAACUCAUCGGGACAUACCCAUCGGGACAUAGAUAUUGUUGCCAAUUCUUCUGCAAACUCAUCAGAUUUUCUGAGUAUUCAAUCUGCAUUUCUUCAUUUGUAAAUAAAACCAUUCUUUUAAUUGACAAGUUUCUGUAUUGUAUUUAACAUUUA